This is a messenger RNA of Piliocolobus tephrosceles (Ugandan red Colobus), 3435 nucleotides long. It is a transcript of the gene NABP1, whose product is annotated as nucleic acid binding protein 1. NCBI's taxonomy places the organism in Eukaryota, Metazoa, Chordata, Mammalia, Primates, Cercopithecidae. The transcript has 6 exons. The record is from RefSeq and is a predicted model, not a curated record. Bases 325 to 699 code for a protein of 124 amino acids. Gene Ontology annotation, cellular component: SOSS complex. Gene Ontology annotation, molecular function: DNA binding. Gene Ontology annotation, biological process: double-strand break repair via homologous recombination; response to ionizing radiation; mitotic G2/M transition checkpoint.
CGACGCAGCGUGACGUCACAAAGGGGCGGGGCGGGCCGAGGGUCCUGCCGGCGCGGGGGCGUGUUCAUCAGUCGCUGUUUGGGACGCUGGGCGUGCGGUGUUCUGUCUCCGCUCCCGUUUCGCUGUCACCACUCAUUCCUUCCCGGAGCCCGGGACAGGCUGGGCGCGCGCUGGUGACGCGUGACCAAAACCAAAGACGGCCAUGAAGUGAGAUCGUGCAAAGUAGCAGAUAAAACGGGCAGCAUCACUAUUUCCGUGUGGGAUGAGAUCGGAGGUCUUAUACAGCCAGGGGAUAUUAUUCGGUUGACCAGAGGGUAUGCAUCCAUGUGGAAAGGAUGUCUGACACUUUAUACUGGAAGGGGUGGUGAACUUCAAAAAAUUGGGGAAUUUUGUAUGGUUUAUUCAGAAGUGCCAAAUUUCAGUGAACCCAACCCAGAUUAUCGAGGACAGCAGAACAAAGGGGCACAGAGUGAACAGAAGAAUAAUUCCACGAAUAAUAAUGUGGGUACAGGUACAUUUGGACCAGUGGGAAAUGGUGUUCACACUGGCACUGAAUCAAGGGGACACCAGUUUUCACAUGCUGGCAGAAGCAAUGGCCGGGGACCUAUAAAUCCACAACUACAAGGAACCGCUAGUAAUCAAACAGUGAUGACCACAAUCAGUAAUGGCAGGGACCCUCGGAGAGCCUUUAAAAGAUGACCUAUGCUAAAUACUCACGUGUAGUUUUUAUACUACGUGCCCUACUUGAACACUUAUUGCACUUUUAUUUAUUGUUAACUGUGAAAAGUAUGUCCUUUAUUGGGUUUCCUUUUAUAUUCUUGGUUUGUUAAGAAGAAUGGUUUGUUUUUAUAGCAAAACUGUUAAGCUGCUCAAGUCUCCUGUUGAAGAAUGGGAACACUGAAAAGUAGGGGCAUUUAUUUUUUAGAGCAAAAAGAUUAUUGGAUAGAUAGCCUCUAAAAAACCUGCACCCAUUUCAUGGGUGAGUUACAUCAGCUUUAUAGCCUCUAUGAGUCUAUCUUCUGUAUAAGUUUUGUAAUAGUUAACAUAAGGCUUAAUGGGAGAUGUUCUUUUGUCUUGUAUUCAGAUAUUGCCAACUAAAGCAAUAACUAUCAAAAAACAAGAACUUGUCAAUGCUAGCAGUAAUUUUUGAGUAUUUGUGGCUCUCAGAAUGAUUGACUUUGUUGAGUGACUACCAUUAAGAUUUUCCAAGGACUGACUCAUCCCAAAUUUUUGUUAUAUUACCAGAAAAACAGAUUCCUUAUCAGAAUUUGGAAUAGAAUGUAAUCUAUAUUUCAACAAGUAAUUUUAAAAGAAAGCUACAUUUAUUUUAGAGUAGUGCUCCUAACAUGUAUUAUCAACUUUGUGGAUUACAUUGGAGGAAAAUUUAAAAGUGGGGCCUUGAAUGUUUAUUUUUUGCAACUACCAUGUUAAAUACUGAAGUAUAAUUUGAGGGAGUUAUAAUGUUAUAAUAAACAUUGAUCUGAUUAUUUUAAAAAAAUUGUAAACAUACUGGAGGUGAGUCAAAUUGAAUUAUAUAGUAACAUGCAGUCUUAAGUCCUCGUUACUUAACAGGUACUCAGCCUGGAGUGAAAAUCCUGGGUACUAACUUUGAGAGGGGUGAGUGUGCAUGUUGUCAAAGUUUCUGAACACAGUUCAUGUAGCCUUAUUAGCAAAAGUUUUAAGAAAUGGCUCUAUCAAAGAAGCAAUUACAGCUUUAUUCAGAAAUGUAAAGGUGGAAUUUAUGUACAUGUCGUAAGUGGUACCCACUUCCCCUUUUUCUGUAGGGUGGAUAACUCUUAGGAUUUAACUCUUUGAAUAUUAUCUCUUGAAUAAAGCGUGUGUUAAUGUUCACAAACCUACCUAAUUUUUGCUCUUUCAAUGACUUACAGUGGAGAGCCAGUACAUCUUUACUACUACUGUUGUAGUGAUGGUAUCAACCUUAUGGUUACUUAGCUCUGCAUUUGUUGCUUUGUUUUUUUUCCACUUCAAAUCACAAAAUAAGUAGAUUUUGUUUUCUGAAAACUCCAUAGCAUUUGAAUACAAAAAGUUGUGCCAGUUUGUCCUACUUCAGCGUGUUUAACAAAUAUUUCAGUACACAGUAUGUAUUAGGCACUGUGUGGAAAGUGUUAAGGGUUAAACAAAAUACCGAAUAAUCUCCACAAGUUUAUUUGUGUUCUAUAGUACUUUUGUAACUGGGGUUACAAAAAUUAGAGAAAUUUUGUUCCUUUAUUCAUAUGCAUAUUCAUGAUUAUAAUUUGGCUUUGUUUGUGAUUAAUGUUUUCUUAAGAUUUUCACAUUGCAGAAUACCUCAGAAGAAGUUGUCUAAGGAUUGGGAUAGAGAGUAUGUUUCUUAAAAUUGUAGAUGUUUAGAAUUUUUAAAAAACAAAUUAGUAUAUGAUUGUUUUAUGUAAGUAAGAUAGGAGCAACACUUUAAAUUAUUUGUAGGAGGAUGUGGCAUUAAAGGUGAUUUUAAAAGAAAAGAUUUUGGAGUUUUAGAAAAUUUAAAUACUGUCAGGUAUGGAAUGCUGGGCUUCCAAUCCUGGCCUCAUUGUCUCCUCACCUGUGAUGUUGGGUGAGUUUUAUUACACUUGAAAUGUCUCUGAGCCUUAGGUUCCACAACUAUGAAAACAAGUAAGUAUGAGUAUCCUUUCUAGACUUGUUUAAGAUUUCCAUGUAAGUAAUUAUAAUGACUUGCGACACAUAAUAAUGUCAUCUUAUACCCCAACAGUAGGAAAAAAAUGCAGAAUUCAGUGUGAAAGUAUUGUUACCCUUUAACACAGUGGUCCCCAACCUUUUUGGCACCAGAGACCAGUUUCCUGGAAGACAGUUUUUCCAUGGGAUGGGGGGAAUGGUUUCGGGAUGAAACUGUUUCACUUCAGGUUAUCAGUCAUUAGUUAGAUUCGCAUAAGGAGCGUGCAACCUGAAUCCCUUGUACACGCAGUUCACAAUAGGGUUCAUGCUCCUAUGAGAAUCUAAUGCCACCACUAAUCUGACAGGAGGCGGAGCUCGGUUACGCUCCCUCGCCUGCCACUUAGCUCCUGCUGGGUGUUCCUGUUCCUAGCAGGCCAGAGUUGAUACUGAUCUAGCGGUUGGGGACCCCUGUUUAACAAGUUGAGAUUAAAUGGAGAAAGACCUAAGCUUUUACUUCUGUGAUUGACACUUGCUUCAAUAAUGUAACCUUGUUCUGUGUUUUUAUCAUUUAUUAACAGAUUUCUUUUUUCUUAAGGGAAGCCUCCAAAAGCAAAGCAAAAUGGAUUACAAUCCAUAAUGAAUAUUUGCCUUACCAGCCUACUGGAACACACUUAUGAAGAAGUUAAGAGGAAGAAAGUUUUCUACCUUCCUCCUUCCUGGUGCUCUCAGCUAUCAACUUUGAAAUAAGUUUAAACAACACCUACUGAAAACAAAAACCACUUAGUAUAAAAAUAUCCCCCACCA